AUGACUGAAUUUCUUAUUUCACAUGGCGCAGAUAUCAAUGAAAAGAAUGAAAAAGGAAAAACCGCUCUCCAUAUUUCAGUGGAAAAUUAUUAUCAAGAAGUAGCCGAACUUCUUAUUUCACAUGGUGCAAAUAUCAAUGAAAAAGAUAAUGAUGGAGAAACUGCUCUUCAUAUUGCAGCAAAACAUAAUCAUAAAGAAAUUGCCAAACUUCUUAUUUCACAUGGCGCAGAUAUCAAUGAAAAGAAUGAAAAAGGAAAAACCGCUCUCCAAAUUGCAGCAGAAAAAAAUUUUAAAGCAACAACUGAACUUCUUAUUUCACAUGGUGCAAAAUAA
Molecule: messenger RNA, 333 nt
Organism: Trichomonas vaginalis G3
Lineage: Eukaryota; Parabasalia; Trichomonadida; Trichomonadidae
Product: cyclin-dependent kinase inhibitor 2C-related family
Exons: 1
Coding region: 1-333 (110 amino acids)
Cellular component (GO): cytoplasm; nucleus
Molecular function (GO): protein binding
Source: RefSeq, a predicted model, not a curated record